AGUAAACGAAUGAACAGCAAUUUGGAUUCCCCAAAGACCAAGAACAGGAAGGUCAUUUUCAUGGAAGUUGCAUCGAAAAUCUUAGAGAGAGAAAAUCAAUUCCACAACUUGUAUCGGAAAUUCAGUCAACACCAUUUCUUCUCCUUGUUCACACCCCCUUUCCACUGAAUUUAAAGCCACCUUCGAAACAUUCACAAUUCAAACACCAUUAACAAUCACAAUAUCAUUCAGUACUCUGUUCUCAGAGAGAGAGAGAGAGAAAUUCUCUGUCUAAUUGCAAACACAUUUUUAGAGAGAGAAAGGUGAUAUAUUUCGAAUGGCUUCAGCUUCGAUAUUCUCGUCUCUGAGGAUGAGAAGGUCACCUUGUCUGGUAUCCGUGAAACCGCCUGAGGACAUAACCGGCAUCGAGCUCGUCGACACCCUAGUUUUGCUGUCGUCGGAGCUGACCAAGACAUGUUCCGGCAAAACGUUGCCAUUUCAGAAGAAGAAUUCGCGGUCUCUGACACGAAAAUUCGAGGUCUUCGUGGUUCUGUUGGAGUAUAUUCGUGACUCAGGAACGAGUUUGCCUUCAACGGCGAUUCUCUGCUUGAAAGAGCUCUAUCUGAUAUUGCAUCGCUCAAAGAUACUUCUCGAGUACUGUUCUCACUCGAGUAAAUUAUGGCUUUUGCUUCAAAACCAUUCAAUUUCGGGGCAUUUUCAUGAUCUUAAUCAAGAAAUCUCUACGCUUUUAGAUGUUUUUCCCACGAAAGAGCUCAAUUUGAGUGAUGACAUCCGAGAACAAGUUGAAUUGUUGCAGAAGCAAUUGAUACGUGCCAAACUUGUCAUUGACAAACAUGACGAGACAUUGAGACUCGAAUUGUUCUCAAUUCUCAAUGAAUUUGAAAACGGAGAAAUUCCCGAUUCAGUCAAAUUGUGUUUGUUUUUCGAGCAAAGAUUAGGAAUUCAAGAUGCAAAGAGUUGCAGGGGUGAAAUUGAGUUUUUGGAGGAGCAAAUUGUUAAUCAUGAAGGAGAUAUUGAGCUGACCAUUUCGGUGCUUAAUGGAUUUAUGGCGCUUACUCGGUAUUGCAGGUUCUUGUUGUUUGGGUUCGAGGAAGAUGAAGAUGAUAAGAAGCUCAAAAAAGGGUUGAUUACUCAACAAAUUGUAGAUAUAGAUGUAGAUGCUUCUCUUAUGAUUCCGAAGGACUUUUGUUGCCCAAUAUCAUUGGAGUUGAUGCAAGAUCCUGUGAUUGUCUCUACAGGGCAUACAUAUGACCGAGCUUCGAUAUCGAGAUGGAUGGAGGAAGGCAAUUGUACUUGCCCAAAAACAGGGCAGAUGCUCGUUCACAGUCGGCUUGUGUCAAAUCAGGCACUCACGAACUUGAUUAUGCAAUGGUGCACUGCUCAUGGAAUACCAUUUGACCCACCGGAUAGUGAUGAUUUGUGUGCUGAAAGUUUUGCUGCGGAUUCCGCGAGCAAGGCUACCAUUGAAGCUAAUAAAGCUACAGUUGUUCUUCUCAUUCAACAGCUAGCAAAUGGAUCACAGGGCGCGAAAACUAUUGCAGCCCGGGAGAUUCGUUUGCUAGCAAAAACCGGGAAGGAAAACCGGGCUUACAUUGCAGAAGCUGGCGCAAUCCCACAUCUAAAACGGCUGCUUUCAUCUCCCAAUGCUGUUGCACAAGAGAAUUCUGUCACUGCAAUGCUGAAUUUAUCGAUUUAUGGCAGCAACAAGAGGUUAAUUGUGGAUGAAGAAGGGUGUUUAGGGUCAAUUGUUGAAGUUAUGAGAACGGGGCACACGAUUGAGGCAAUGGAAAAUGCUGGAGCAACAUUAUUUAGCCUCUCUGCAGUGCAUGAGUACAAGAAGAGAAUAGCCAAUGAGGAUGGAGCAGUUGAAGCCCUGGCAAGAAUGUUGAGAGAGGGGACACCAAGAGGAAAAACGGAUGCAGUUACAGCUCUAUUCAAUCUAUCCACCCACACAGAUACUUGUGCGAGAAUUAUAGAGUCAGGCGCUGUGACUGCACUGGUGGGGGUUUUGGAAGAUGAGGGUGUUGCAGAGGAUGCAGCAAGCGCAUUGGCCUUGAUUGUUAGGCAGCCACUUGGGGCCGAAGCAGUGGCGAAUGAGGACACAGCAGUGGCGGGAUUGAUAGGAAUGUUACGGUAUGGGACUGCAAGAGGGAAGGAGAAUGCAGUUGCAGCAUUGCUUGAGUUGUGUCAGAGUGGUGGGGCAGCUGCAACUGAGAGGGUAGUGAAGGCACCAGCUUUGGCCAGUUUGCUUCAGACUUUGCUCUUCACGGGGACUAAGCGCGCGAGGAGAAAGGCAGCAUCACUUGCUAAAGUUUUCCAAAGGAGUGAGAAUGCAUACCUGCAUUUUGGUGGAUUAGGUGUAGGAUAUGCCUUUGCAGGGAACUCCGCUGCAAAUAGGGAAUUAAGUUUUGCUCAUGAUGUUUCCGUGCCAAUAUCCAUUUCAGUGCCAGUUUUAUAGUAUAUUUGUCCUUCCCAAUUAAUUUCCGUUUUUUUGGUUUUUGUAACAUUCAAAAAUACUUGUAACAUUCACAGAUUUUUUAGGAAUAGCAAAAUUGAUGUGUCCUGAAAGAAUGAUUCGAGUGUAGCUAUUCUUUAUGUAGUGUCCAAUUAUUUGAAACAUACUUCAAAAUAUGCUGUGGUAAAUUCUUCCUCUUC
Cornus florida is the source of this 2655-nucleotide messenger RNA. RefSeq names its product U-box domain-containing protein 17-like. The coding region runs from base 317 to 2458 and encodes 713 amino acids. Gene Ontology annotation, molecular function: protein binding; ubiquitin-protein transferase activity. Lineage: Eukaryota; Viridiplantae; Streptophyta; Magnoliopsida; Cornales; Cornaceae. Gene Ontology annotation, cellular component: cytoplasm; nucleus. Gene Ontology annotation, biological process: cell surface receptor signaling pathway; protein ubiquitination. The transcript has a single exon. The record is from RefSeq and is a predicted model, not a curated record.